This is a messenger RNA of Musca domestica (house fly), 1075 nucleotides long. RefSeq lists its product as uncharacterized. Bases 586 to 1017 code for a protein of 143 amino acids. The record is from RefSeq and is a predicted model, not a curated record. Lineage: Eukaryota; Metazoa; Arthropoda; Insecta; Diptera; Muscidae. The transcript is spliced from 2 exons.
ACAAAUAACAACAACUUUGGUUAAUAAUAACAACAAUAAGGUCAAUUGUUUUUGAGCUGCCUCUGUGUGCGCAUGAUUGGUUGGCUGGUUGGUUAGCAGGUUGGAUGGAUGACCGUUGCAGUUAUGUAGAGUUGUGUUGUAUGUGUGUGUGUGCAAGUGUGUCUGCUUUUUUGGGUUUAUUGGAGUUGGAUUGAAAGCAUUCACCCCGUGCGGCUUGUUGUUGUUGGUCUUUUUAGGCCGGUUUAAGCCAAAGCGAAACCCAAAACUUCGUCUUAAAUCAAAUGAUGGCAUCUAAGGCAGUCGCAUUUCAACCGUUUGAACGACUACUAAGUGAUUGAUUUCAGUUCGGCCAAACAAAGACGGAAUAGAAAAAAAAACAAUACCUAGCAAACAAAACAAAAUUUUCGACUGCAUUCUCUCAAAUCCCUUAAUUAGGUCAGGGCAAAGUGUUACAAAGUUGUUGUUGUUCAGUUCAAAAAAAAAAUUCAAACAAUUGAACAAAUAUCGACCGGAUUGUCAGCUAAUCCACAACGUUUGAUAACUUGGCGCCCAAGUGAUAGUAGUGUUUUAUAGUGCUAUAGCAUAAUGAUCGACGAUAAAGACAUGAUCGAAAUCAACUUGAACUCAACAUCAAUGGGUUCGAAUCUGUUGCAUGAUACAACCACACCAUCCUGCCUAACCAAAUCAUUCAGCAUUGCCGACCUCAAGGAUAGGGCAUUGCACCCCAGGAUUAAAUCCCAACCAAAAUAUGCCACAAUUGGUGGUGUAAAGGGAGUUGGUAGUGCCGGGGCCAAGCAAUUGGAUAGCCCAAACAUUAGCUGUCUGAGACAAAUGUAUUGCCCCGACUGCAAGCAGCGUUUGGAUAAGGACAGUGUGCGAUUUGAAUCUCUACUGGCGUGCUGUCUGCCAUUAUUCCCGCUGACGACUGUCUACCAAUGCUGUCUGAAACGAGCGGUGGGACGCAAAGUGAUCUGCAACAAGUGUGGCAGUAAUUUGGGCUAUUGGAAACGAUCGUAAAAGAAACUGAUCAUUAACAAAUACAAAAAAAAAAAAAAAAACUAUGAAAUGACCAUUU